UUGGUGCAUCCCAGCCCUGCUCUGAGCGGUUCCUGGGUUGGCUUCUCAGGCUCGUGGAGGUGAAGAGCAUGGCCGACCGGAUCAUCAGCAUGCGGACUCAGCUGGUGUCCAACCUCAAGAAAGAGGGAUCCUCCCACAACUGGCAGCACAUCACUGACCAGAUCGGCAUGUUCUGCUUCACGGGGCUGAAGCCUGAGCAGGUGGAGCGGCUGAUCAAGGAGUUCUCCAUCUAUAUGACGAAGGACGGACGAAUCUCUGUGGCAGGAGUUACAUCGGGCAAUGUAGGUUACCUGGCUCAUGCCAUCCAUCAAGUCACAAAGUAAAGACAAAGGUGUGCUGGAGCUGGUGGCCUUCCCUUCUCCACCGGUCGAAGAUGGGGAGGGAAAGGAAACGAGCAGAAUACUUCCAACCACAGCACUUGACGCCGCUGCUGAAUGUAUCUUGUAGAUGAGUUGUUGUAGAAGCCUAGUCAAAACCACCCUGCGUUGUGGAGCAGGGACAUCGUUGCUGGCUCCCGCUCGCCACAGCCGUUCUCCCCUGCUGUCCAUCCUUUGUCCAUCAGCCCCAGCACCCAUCUACACUGGAGGAAGCAAAUGCUUAGCACUGCCAUCCUACCAGCGUAGGCACCAAAGGCUUCCCCACACUCGUUUCUCCGCAAGAAGGCUUUGUGAGGCUGUUGGCCGCUGGCCCAAGCGGCAGCGGGCGAGGAGCUGGGUGGGCUGAGUGGGAGGGCUGCUCAGGUGUGCCCCUGCCACCUCCUCAGCUGGUCCCUGCUGCCAGCAGGCUCCAUCCUCCUCAUCCUCCGAGCCUGGGGCUGGGCAGCACCAAAGCUGCCCU
Molecule: messenger RNA, 837 nt
Organism: Fulmarus glacialis (Northern fulmar)
Lineage: Eukaryota; Metazoa; Chordata; Aves; Procellariiformes; Procellariidae
Product: aspartate aminotransferase, mitochondrial-like
Exons: 2
Coding region: 69-323 (84 amino acids)
Biological process (GO): L-aspartate catabolic process; biosynthetic process
Cellular component (GO): mitochondrion
Molecular function (GO): pyridoxal phosphate binding; L-aspartate:2-oxoglutarate transaminase activity
Source: RefSeq, a predicted model, not a curated record